Messenger RNA from Dreissena polymorpha, 1678 nucleotides. RefSeq names its product fibropellin-3-like. NCBI's taxonomy places the organism in Eukaryota, Metazoa, Mollusca, Bivalvia, Myida, Dreissenidae. The transcript has 8 exons. Gene Ontology annotation, biological process: establishment or maintenance of epithelial cell apical/basal polarity; heterophilic cell-cell adhesion. Bases 219 to 1217 code for a protein of 332 amino acids. Gene Ontology annotation, molecular function: calcium ion binding. Gene Ontology annotation, cellular component: protein-containing complex; plasma membrane. The record is from RefSeq and is a predicted model, not a curated record.
CUGAUGCAUCUUUGUUGACUAAACAGCAACAAUACUUACAUACAUAAAAACACAUAUGUUAGCAAUAUUUGUCUACCAAAGUUGAUUGUAAUUUUAAACAUUUUAUGUUUUAAUUCUUUUAUUGCAUUUGUCUAGUGGAAAAUACAAGUAAUUAAAACAAUUGUGCAACUUCAAAAAUAAUUUAAUUUUAUAUUUGGGUUUACAAAAUAAUACAAAAGAUGCUUCGACUUCUAAAGGUUGUUGUGAUGUUAUUUCUAGCUAACAGCAGUGCGGGUUUUACAACCACUACAUAUCCCAAUACUAGUUCAACCCUGCCGAUAACACCAGGCCCGUGCAGUGGAACGCCAUGUUUCAACUCCGCCACGUGCCUGCCUUCUGUCACGAGUUUCACGUGCAGCUGUGCAGGCGGAUUCAACGGAACAGUCUGUGAACUCGACAUUGACGAGUGUCUGAAUUCCCCGUGCACAAACAACGCUCAGUGCUCUAAUACUUAUGGGAGUUACACGUGCCAUUGUAGACCCGGGUUUGCUGGCAAAAACUGUUCGGAUCCCGACCAUUGCUCCUCCAAUCCGUGUCAAGGUCACGGCGAGUGUCGCCACAACGUGACGUCAUUCUACUGCGACUGUUUCCAUGGCUACAGUGGAGCUACUUGUCAGAUUAAUGAGGACGCAUGCGCAAGCUCUCCGUGCCAGAAUGACGGCACGUGUCAAGACCUUGUCGGCGACUACGUUUGCAGAUGUCAGAAUACAUAUACGGGCAAAAACUGUGAACAAGAAAUCGAUUACUGUGAUCCAUCGCCGUGUCAAAACAAUGGCGUCUGUCGACGUCAUAGUAUCGGAUACGUGUGCGACUGUCCUGGUGACGUUAUAGGGCUCAACUGUGAGCUCCCUAUUCAACAGGUCUGUGACGGCGACCAGUCGUUUUGUCUGUGUCAGAUGAACGGGGAACCAAUCCACGUGCCGGUGCCAGACCCUUUCCGAGACGACGAGAAAGAACGAUAUCUUGAGACGGGAAUUAUCGGGUAUCCUGUCGGCCUGGUAAUAGGAACAUGUCUGUGUGCGUUAUUCCACUAUACGAUUCGUCCCCGAUUCGUUUCGUCCAAAAAACGCCCGUCUUCUGCUGCUUCGUCAUCAUCCCUUUCGUCCCAAGAAUCUCAGCAAUCGGCACCACCGCGGUAUUCUACUCUUGGAUAUUCGUCUUCUGCAUCCCAUGUGUGAAAUCGAAUACUUAUAGUUGAACCUUGUUCUGGGAAAAUGGGCUUUAAUUGUUGCAUGUGCGUUAAGUGUCUUCCCAGAUUGGCCUGUGAAGUCCCCACGGGCUUAUUAUAGACGGCACUUUCCGGUUGUAUGGCAUUUUUACGUUUAAAGGAAAUUCUUCUGGACGAAAAUCAAGUUUAAGUUGAUAUUGCCUCCCCUGAUUGGCAUCAACAGGCUAACCUUGGGCGAAACUUUACGCACAUGCUUUUAUUGACAGAUGGGAACCAUGUGCAUAUCAUUUACAUGAUUUAAAGCUAUUGAAUUGUUACUUUGUCACAUUAUUUAUAUAACGACGGAUGGUUCUUUACCAUGAAAUAUUGCUUACAAAAUACCUCGUACAUAUUGUUACAAUCUUGUCCGCACCAUCAACGUUUCAUUUCAUAGUAUGGGCUUAAAAAAGUAUUUUAUUAUUAUUAUUAUUG